AUGUCUGCUUCACCCACUUCGGCAGUUUUGCCUUCCUCCAAGCGUCCACUCGAGGAUCCUUCUUCGCCAUCUGGACCCACUGACCUGCCCGACGCCAAACGCCCCGCACUUGACAAGAUAGUCAAGGAAGACGACCAUGAAAAAGGCACUAUCGAGGAACCUGCUGGCAGUGCUGUAAAGGAAGAAGACGUCAAAAUCAAGAACGAAACGGCUGCCACUACGAAUGGCGCGAAAGACGUUCAUGGCGACACCGUUGUGCUCGACGCACCAGAGGGUGCAUCUCACAUUCCCACCAUCGACACGCAGCCCAUACAGUCAACCGCUUCGCAUUCUGAGCGAGCCACCUCCCACCCGCCGCCAGGAAUGCCUCCUCAGGACGAAACUAACUGGAUCCAUGUCCGAGCCGUCAUAUCGAGCGCAGAAGCUGCGACUUGCAUUGGUAAGGGAGGAGAGAAUGUGUCGAUGAUUCGCCGUCUCUCCAAUGCCAAAUGUACAGUCAGCGACUACGCAAGAGGCGCAGUGGAGAGAAUCUUGACCGUGAGCGGUCAGCAAGAUGCUGUAGCUAAGGCAUUCGGUCUCAUCAUCAGGACCUUGAACAACGAACCUCUCGAAGCACCUUCGACAGCUCAGUCAAAGACCUAUCCUCUGCGUCUGCUGGUACCCCACAUCCUCAUCGGAUCUAUCAUUGGCAAGUCGGGAGUCCGCAUCCGUGAGAUUCAAGAAGCAUCAGGUGCUCGACUGAACGCCUCUGACUCGUGUCUUCCGCUCUCCACGGAGAGAUCUCUUAUCAUCCUCGGCGUUGCGGACGCUGUACAUAUUGCGACUUACUACGUUGCUGUGACGUUAGUAGAGCAGCUGACCGAACGCUUUGGCGGACCGGCAGCAUCGGCAUAUGCCACUCGAAGCGGCGGCCCAGCUGGUGUGGUUCCGGGAGGUAUGCAGGUGGUUCCGUACGUUCCUCAGCCCGCAGGUGGUCAGUAUGGCCAUCCAGACACCUACAAACGCCAUCACCAACCGCAACCUGGUCGUACGCCUGGCCCUGGUUAUGGUCCACCACAAAUGCAUGCGCCACAACAACCAUAUCCUCAGCAGCCCGGAGCAGCGGCCAUUCACUAUGGUAAUUCUCCGCGUCAAGGAUACACCGGCGCUGGCCCACAUCAACCGGCCCCCUAUCCACAGCAACAUGUGCAAACAGCGCCCCAUGGGCAACCUGCUCAGCCAAUCGCAGGUGCUGCCUUGCCUGGUCAGCCACUAACACAACAGAUCUUUAUCCCGAACGAUAUGGUUGGGGCUAUUAUCGGCAAAGGCGGCGCCAAGAUCAACGAGAUCCGCCAUUUGAGCGGUAGUGUGAUCAAGAUCAACGAGCCACAGGACAACAGCAAUGAGCGUUUGGUGACGAUCACAGGGACGCAGGAAUGCAACCAGAUGGCUCUGUACAUGCUGUACGCAAGACUCGGUACGUCCAAUGCCACCCAGUGA
Messenger RNA from Endocarpon pusillum Z07020, 1479 nucleotides. RefSeq lists its product as uncharacterized. Lineage: Eukaryota; Fungi; Ascomycota; Eurotiomycetes; Verrucariales; Verrucariaceae. The coding region runs from base 1 to 1479 and encodes 492 amino acids. Gene Ontology annotation, biological process: regulation of gene expression; regulation of RNA metabolic process. The transcript is spliced from 2 exons. Gene Ontology annotation, molecular function: mRNA binding. The record is from RefSeq and is a predicted model, not a curated record. Gene Ontology annotation, cellular component: nucleus; cytoplasm.